AUGUUUGCACGCAAAAAUGUGCUGUCGUUCGUUCUUCCCUUUUUCAUUAGCCAUGCUCUUGGACAAUCCGGAGGAGAAUAUGGGCCAAUCCAGCUGGACGUGAAUAGCCAGGACUCCAUCAAGUCAGCCGCCCGAUCUCUUGCUGGUGGCAUUAUUGCAGCGUACAAUGAUAGUUUGGCCAGUGAAGAUGGUGGUAUUCCAGGUUUGUUCGACGGCAAGAAUGAGAUCUAUUUCUGGGAAUCUGGUACUCUCUGGAACGCAUUGCUCGGAUACUCCUACCUGACUGGCGACUCGCAAUACGACACAACCAUUUCUGAAGCUUUGCAGUUCCAGCUUGGAGACUACGAUGCUUUCAUGCCUCCAAACCAGACAAAGUCCCUUGGCAAUGAUGAUCAAAGUUGUUGGGGUUUGUCUGCGAUGACAGCCGCGGAAAUUGGACUCCCCAAACCAAAAGACGCCGAGUGGGUCGACUAUGCGAGAAACGUGUGGCAAAUUCAGUCCGAGCGACUCGAAUCUGGGGAGGACAAGUGUGCGGGUGGUCUUAGAUGGCACAUUUUCACCUUCAACGCUGGGUACAACUACAUGAACGCUUGGUCAAACGGAAACUUCUUCUUGCUUUCCGCACGUCUCGCCAAGUUUACCGGCAACGCCACCUACUCGCAAUACGCAGACAAGAUCUUCAAAUGGUCACAGACGGUGGGCCUUGUGGACAAGAACUUCAGCGUCUACGAUGGAACUGAUUCAGUUACGAACUGUUCAGAGGUUAGUAAACUUCGAUGGACUGCUACUCAUGGCCUCUACACCGAGGGCGCGGCCCUCAUGUACAACAUAACUGGCGCACAAUACUGGACCGAUGCUGUCAAAGGCUUUGUAAAAAGCACGUCUGUCUUUCAAUGGUCGACGGGAUCCGGCAUUCUCACCGAGUACGCAUGCCAACUGGCAGGCCAAUGCGACUCAGAUCAACGUGCCUUCAAAGGCAUUUUCGCUCGCACUUUCGCACGCGCCGCGCUUGCAGCUCCAAUUGCGGCAGACUCCAUUAACAAGUUACUCAUAAACUCCGCCAAAGGCGCUGCUAUGGCAUGUACCGCGGGUGAUGAUCCGCAAUGCAGCCUCAGCUGGACCGCGGACAACGACACUGACUGGGAUUGGGCCACUGCAACUGACGGAAAUAUUGGUGAAGUCUAUGCUGCUUUGGAGGUUAUUCAGGGUCUGCUGUACCCAUUUGCGAAGGGAUUGAAGGGUGCAAGUGCAUCGAGCAGCGCGAACAACGCGACCGGCAACUCAACACAAGGUGCUGGAGCUUCAGGCGUGUCCGGCGCCGGAACACCGCAGAACACAGGAGCCGCUGGCACGCUUGUCGCGAGCACCAUUACGGUUUUCGUAGUCGCAUUUGCAGCUAUGCUCAGUUUCUAG
Molecule: messenger RNA, 1413 nt
Organism: Parastagonospora nodorum SN15
Lineage: Eukaryota; Fungi; Ascomycota; Dothideomycetes; Pleosporales; Phaeosphaeriaceae
Exons: 2
Coding region: 1-1413 (470 amino acids)
Biological process (GO): fungal-type cell wall biogenesis; carbohydrate catabolic process
Molecular function (GO): mannan endo-1,6-alpha-mannosidase activity
Source: RefSeq, a predicted model, not a curated record